UGCAAACCAACCUCCACAGAAACGGUUGAUGCUAUUUUCGCCUCGUAUUUGUCAUUACAUGUCUUUUUUAAUAGUUUGCAUGUAGUAAAUUGACAUGCCAGUGUGGGUUUUUACGUGUAGCCCUCGCUAGCAUUACGACGGAUUUACUGGAGGAGGGCGGUGAGAAAUGAAUUCCCUUCUCCUGGUGUCCUGUAACUUCUCACAUCAUGGCUCCUUCCUGCUGCUCCGUUCUGGCCGGUCCUGCUGGCUCAGAACCCUGAGUGCCAGACUACAGAUCAGCAACAACCUUCGAGAGAGCUACCGGCUGCUGCAGCUGCCAGAAGGCGAGAUCGUCAGCCCUGAACGGGCGAAGGAGUCGUUCCUGCGCCUGGCUAAGCUGUACCAUCCGGACUCUGGCGCGCCCACUGCUGAUGCGGCUCUCUUUGCCCGGGUGGAGGAGGCCUACCGCUCCGUGCUGGCACACCACAGCGCGGCUCGGCGGCAAGAUGCUGCGCAGGACGAGGACAAGGACCCGUCUUCGGGCGUUGCCCCUCAACAUAGACACUACCUCAGCUACGAGGGCGUGGGCUCGGGCACCCCCAGCCAACGCGAGCGCCAGUACCGCCACUUCCGUGCCGACAAGGCCGCCGAGCAAGUUCUGCACUACCGGCAGAGGGAGCACGAGAGGGCGGCGGCUGCCGAGGGUGCGCUGGUAGAGCGGGACGUGCGGCAGCGCAGCAGGAGCAUCAAACUCACCCAAGCGGUGGAGCGGUUGGUGGAGGACCUGAUCCAGGAGUCCAUGGCCCGGGGGGAUUUCCGCAACCUGAGUGGCACUGGAAAGCCGCUCAACAAGUUCCAGCACAACCCCUAUGCUGACCCCAUGACACACAACCUCAAUCGCAUCCUCAUGGACAACGGCUAUCAACCACCCUGGGUGCUCAGGCAGCGUGACAUCCGCGAGGCCGCGGCUCGUAUCCGGGGCGAGUUGCUGGACGGGCGGGCCGGGCUGGGCGAGCCCCUCGGCCCGACAGAGCGUCUCCGCUGGGUUGAGCUGUGCGCCCGCGCCGAAGAAGCGCUAGCGAAGCUCAACAAGAUGGUGGACAGCUACAACCUGAUCGUGCCCAUGCUCCAGAUGCAAAUGGUGCAAUUCAGCCUGACGCGGGAGGUGCGGCGUGCAGAGGAGGCGGCCGGACAGUGCCGACUUGAGCAGCGACAGAGGAGGAAGGAGGAGAGGAAGAGGGUCAAUGCUGCCAAUGUCGCUGCCAAUUCUGCAGGUGCAAGGCGAAGUCUGGUGUCAUGGAUACCAAGCUGGCUCAAAUGAAUGACACAAAACAUCACUUUAAUUUAUUUAUAAGGUUGAACUUUGAUAUCAUGGACCAACAUUCAAAACAUUGUUUGACUUUUCCUUUAAAUGUUAUUUCCAACCUGAAAAUACACUGAAACAGCCACAAUCCCAGCCUGGAAACUACAAGUACAACAAUUAAUUGAUUCAUUGACAACUAUUUUGAUAAUUGAUUAAUCACUUAGAGACUUUGUUUACCUUAAAAUUGUCCAAAUCCCUGUAAUUUUAGCCUCU
Molecule: messenger RNA, 1555 nt
Organism: Phycodurus eques (leafy seadragon)
Lineage: Eukaryota; Metazoa; Chordata; Actinopteri; Syngnathiformes; Syngnathidae
Gene: dnajc28
Product: DnaJ (Hsp40) homolog, subfamily C, member 28
Exons: 2
Coding region: 167-1300 (377 amino acids)
Source: RefSeq, a predicted model, not a curated record